GAGGUUAGCAGUCAUAAACAAAACAGCACUUCUGAAGACACUGAUAAUGAUGUUGAGGUGUACCCAUAUGGGGAGCUCAUAAUUUCAUUGGGCUUCUUCUUGGUGUUUUUUAUCGAAAGUCUGGUGCUCCACUGUUGUCCCCAAGCUGUUCACUCCCACGGCAACCAUGAAAAUUACGAGGAUCACAAGGAGCUGCCACCUUCUCACAGUUCCUUCCGGGCAUUUAUACUCUUCCUGUCACUGUCUUUUCAUUCAGUCUUUGAAGGACUUGCCAUUGGUGUGCAAAAGGAGACAAUAGACACCAUUCAACUUUGCGUGGCCGUGCUCAUCCACAAAGCCAUUGUGAGCUUCAGCUUGUCCUUGAAGCUGGUGCAGAGUAGCACCAAGUUCCAAUGGAGGAUGCUCUACGUGGUGGUCUUUGCUUUGAUGUCUCCUACUGGUAUCAGCGUGGGCAUCGGUGUGUCUCUUUUCAAUGGGGAUGGGAGCGGUCUGGCUCAAGCAAUCCUUGAAGGGGUGGCAGCAGGAACUUUCCUCUAUGUCACGUUCCUGGAAAUUCUUCCUUAUGAGCUGGGUUCACAUGAAAGCCCUCUCACCAAGUUCUUCUUCAUCAGCCUAGGCUUCUCUAUCAUGGCUGUCAUUGCCAUUUGGGCAUGAAGAGUUGCUCAUGCUAAGGACCCCUGUCAGCCAUCACUGAUACACGGACCUGCUAUUUUUGUCUUCUCUGGCGUUUUGUAUUGUGUAUGUUAAUGUUGUAUAAGCCAUUAUACUUGCCUCGACUGCCUUGACGAAAGCAUAGGAUGAAGAGAAGCCUAUAACAGUCCUCCAGGGAAAAGGUGCAAGAGAAAACUAAGAGCUCCAGGUAAAAAUUGUUGACUGUGACAAAUAAAAACAUUGAAUGGACUCACUUUCACUUCUGGAGCUACUGGAAGGCUAUAAUUCAGUCUUCCCAAUCAGCUGUUUUCCAUAAAACUGAAGACUGUAGAUUAGAACAAAGUGUUUGUUUUUUUAAAAAAAAUGCAUUAUGGAAAAAGCAGAGGCGAUUGCAGUGGAGGUCAAUGAUGAACGUGGAGUUGUGCUGUCUCAGGACCAGCUCCACCCUUUUCUACAUGUGUCAUGAUGCUGCACGGAUGUAUGAAAGGGGCCCAGGUACU
Molecule: messenger RNA, 1151 nt
Organism: Python bivittatus (Burmese python)
Lineage: Eukaryota; Metazoa; Chordata; Lepidosauria; Squamata; Pythonidae
Source: RefSeq, a predicted model, not a curated record